GUAGAGCGGCGUGUGGUGAUAAAGCACAGGAGGCCCGAGACCUGACUGACACCACGGUGCUGCUGAGAGGCAAAAGCACUGGGGAGAUAAAACAUGGGGAUGUACAACGAACAAGGGGCGGCGCUGGAGCAGCCAGAGUCGCGCCACAUGACGAUCAAAAAGAGCCAAGUGGGGACCCCCCUCUCCGGGCGCAGGCAGCUCAGCAAACUGCCCCCCAAAGACGUCUUCAACGACUCGAUGUUUAUGGUCGGGGGAUGGACCCAAGACGACCCGUGCUGCUUGGUGGAGCAGUUCUACCCCGAGUACAACGAGUGGAGAGCAGCAGCGCGCAUGGUCAACAACCGGGGCAGAGUGGCCGUGGGCACGCUGGAAGGCCACAUCUACGCGGUGGGAGGGGAAGACGCCGUCAGAUGCUACAGCAGUGUGGAGAGGUACACCCCCGACACAGACAGCUGGAGUGCAGAUGUAGCACCCUUGAGCAGCCCCCGCAGCGGAGUGUGUCUGGUGGCGAUGGUCGGGUACCUGUACGCCAUCGGAGGCCACGACGGCAUCGCUGCCAUGAACACUGUGGAGAGGUAUGACCCACAGAUGAACACAUGGAGCAAGCAGGCCGCCAUGCUGGGCCGGCGCACCAGAGCGGUGGCUGCCGUGCUGGGGGGUCACUUGUACGUGAUCGGGGGGAGCGACGGCGAGAUGGCUCUGAACUCGGUUUCAUAG
This is a messenger RNA of Cyclopterus lumpus (lumpfish), 717 nucleotides long. RefSeq names its product kelch-like protein 20. The record is from RefSeq and is a predicted model, not a curated record. Bases 94 to 717 code for a protein of 207 amino acids. NCBI's taxonomy places the organism in Eukaryota, Metazoa, Chordata, Actinopteri, Perciformes, Cyclopteridae. The transcript has 6 exons. Gene Ontology annotation, molecular function: protein binding.